Messenger RNA from Mastomys coucha (southern multimammate mouse), 4843 nucleotides. It is a transcript of the gene Ppm1f, whose product is annotated as protein phosphatase, Mg2+/Mn2+ dependent 1F. Gene Ontology annotation, biological process: protein dephosphorylation; negative regulation of protein kinase activity. Bases 224 to 1591 code for a protein of 455 amino acids. The record is from RefSeq and is a predicted model, not a curated record. The transcript is spliced from 8 exons. Gene Ontology annotation, molecular function: cation binding; protein serine/threonine phosphatase activity. NCBI's taxonomy places the organism in Eukaryota, Metazoa, Chordata, Mammalia, Rodentia, Muridae. Gene Ontology annotation, cellular component: cytosol.
GUCUUCCCCGAAACAAGAGAGCAGAGGGACCGCCAGGUGGCAGCAGAGGCGCGCCCGAGGCCCGACUGCGCUUGCGCAGAGCCUGCGGCGCCUAGGACGGGAAGUAGGCGGGGCUGGCCCAGAGCAGCUCAUGGGGAGCACUGCGGCAGGCUGGCAGAGUGAAGACUUGACUAGAGACCAUCUUACCCCAGCCUAGCUGCAAACGCCCCGGAAUGCACUGGGCAUGGCCUCUGGAGCCCCACAGAACAGCAGCCAGAUGGCCUGUAACAGUGAGAUUCCAGGCUUCCUGGAUGCACUCCUCCAAGACUUCCCAGCCCCACUGAGCCUGGAGAGCCCUUUGCCAUGGAAGGUCCCAGGGACGGUCCUGAGCCAGGAAGAGGUGGAGGCUGAGCUGACCGAGCUGGCAAUGGGCUUCCUGAGCAGCAGGAAUGCUCCCCCAUCAUUUGCUGCGGCUGUGACCCACGAGGCAAUUUCCCAGCUGUUACAGACAGACCUUUCUGAAUUUAAGAGGUUGCCUGAACAAGAGGAGGUGGAGGAAGAGGAGGAGGAGGAGGAGGAGGAAGAGAAAGCCCUCGUGACCUUACUAGAUGCCAAAGGCCUGGCACGGAGCUUCUUUAACUGGCUUUGGGAAGUAUGUAGCUGCUGGCAGAAGCAGGUGCCGCUGACUGUCCAGGCCCCUCAGCGGCAGUGGCUGGUCUCUGUCCAUGCCAUCCGGAACACACGACGCAAGAUGGAGGAUCGGCACGUGUCCCUUCCUGCUUUCAGCCGUCUCUUUGGCUUAUCUGACUCUGUGCACCGUGCCUACUUUGCUGUGUUUGAUGGUCAUGGAGGCGUGGAUGCAGCAAGGUAUGCCUCUGUCCAUGUGCACACCAAUGCUUCUCACCAGCCAGAGCUGCUCACAAACCCCGCAGCAGCUCUCAAAGAAGCCUUCCGGCGCACUGAUGAGAUGUUUCUCCAAAAAGCCAAGCGAGAGCGACUGCAGAGCGGCACCACAGGUGUGUGCGCGCUCAUCACAGAAGCAGCCCUGCAUGUUGCCUGGCUUGGAGACUCCCAGGUCAUCCUGGUACAGCAAGGACAGGUAGUGAAGCUGAUGGAGCCACACAAACCGGAGCGACAGGAUGAGAAAGCACGUAUUGAAGCACUGGGUGGCUUUGUUUCUCUCAUGGACUGCUGGAGAGUCAACGGGACCCUGGCAGUGUCUAGAGCCAUUGGGGAUGUCUUCCAGAAGCCCUAUGUGUCUGGCGAGGCAGAUGCAGCAUCCAGAGAGCUGACAGGCUCAGAGGACUACCUGUUGCUUGCCUGUGAUGGUUUCUUCGAUGUUGUCCCCCACCAUGAAGUCACGGGUCUCGUCCACAGCCACUUGCUCAAGCACAAGGGCAAUGGGAUGCAUGUUGCUGAGGAGCUGGUGGCUGUGGCCCGUGACCGGGGCUCCCAUGACAACAUUACAGUCAUGGUGGUCUUCCUUAGGGACCCCCUGGAGCUGCUGGAGGGUGGAGUCCAGGGGACAGGGGAUGCCCAGGCAGAUGUAGGAAGCCAGGACUUGUCCACUGGCCUCUCAGAACUUGAGAUCCAUACCUCACAGAGAAGCUAAGUGGUCCAGGCCUCCAGGCCCCAUCCAGACUCUCCCUCUGCCCUUGUGAUCCUCCCCUUCAAAGACCUUAGAUCCAACAGGUAUAGUGGGCAGGGGUGCACACCCUCACAGCAUUCCCUUAGCACCCCAGCCCUUCAUGUUGCCUGCCACAGCCUGUCCUUAUGGCUGCAGAACCACAGUAGGCAACAAGUGGAUCUCAAAAGGAAGCAUAGGAAAAUAACCUCACAAAAGAACAGAUGGCUGAGGUGAUCAGGGCAGGACAGGUCUGGGAACAGAAACCACAGGCACUUGCUGGCAGCCUAGCCAAAAACACAGGUCAGGUCUUGGGGGACCCUCACACAGAUCCUAGGAUGAGAUCUGCAUCCAUGUGUCCAGCCCAGGCUUGUGGCUUCUCAUUGUACCCAAGGCUAGGAGGGUUUGAUCUGUACUAACACACAAGCUUGCAGUCCUGCUUGACUGCUGGCUUCCCAAAGAGGAGACAUUGGUCUUGCUGGGAGGCACACCAGGAGAGUGACCCACUGCCACUCCACUCUGAGUAGUAAGGCCACUAGGGCUUUCUAGACCUCGCUCAUUCCCUUGAGCUUCCUGAGGAGGUGACGUCAGAUGUGUGUGUGUCUUUGUUUGUGUGCUUAGAUUUAUUGCAGGGAAAGGUCUAAUCCAGAAUCAGUAUUCAGGCUUUGUCAUGUUGUAUCAGUGCCAAGGUGACCCACAAGGUCAUGUAACUUAAGCAACGCUUAGCAUUUAUUUUAUUCCUGAAAACUUAAGUAUUUUACUUUUGUGUGUGUUCGUGAAGACAUUUGCAGUAUUAAUGAAUUUUUUUUCCUAAAUCAGGAUGGAAACAAAUUUUUCCAGGUUAUGUUAAUAAGCCACUUAAGUGCCUUAAACAGCUUUGAUGUAGAUGAGAAUUGCUGGGCCCAUCAUGGAUCCUGAUAGGCAGACAUGUUGAGGUUCUCAAAAAGGCAGCAUUUGUUGUGGGAAGGCAUGCUUUGAGCCAGCACUCUUUCUGGGAAAGUCUUUUUGUGCUUCUGGGCGCCUCAGGACUUCCUUGAAGUAAUCGGUAGGUAAAGGCUGUGACUAUGGCCAUCUAGGGUAGCCUCCUUGCCCACCCUUGGAGUCUGGCUGGAUCCCAGCUGAGAGAACCUUACUGCUCUUGGCUAGAAGAUUGAGACUCUUUUAGUGUGUUUGGAGUUAUGUUGACCAAGUUGUUGAGGACAGUGCUUAGGUGAGGAACUUUGGCAAGCCCAGCAGUCCACCAUCUUUCUCCUGUGACUGAUGUACUAACCUGCUAGACUCUGUCCUGACCUGAGCAACAUGAAAGACCUCCACAUCCCUAGAGCAAUGAUGUAUAAAAUCAGGCAAGGAAACCAGGCUAAGGGUCGGGGGAUACCCAGAAGAAAAGGACUAAGGAGACUCUCAACAAAGGCCAAGUGAGUCAAGGCUGCUCUACACAGAUACUGGUAGGUCCAGAAGAUAAUGGGUGGCUUAGCAGAGGCUUAGGAAAGGAACAGUAGGAAGAAGGGUGGCUGUGAGGUCCCCAUGGAGGAGACAUAGUUCACCUAUAGAGUGGAAGCCCUAGCAAGACUUGCAGAGCUUUGCUCAGCGCACCUACGCCCUCUUUCAAAAGAAGCAAGAGUGCUCAAACUUUUUCCCCUGAGGCAAGUCCACCUCCAGCAGUAGGGAAUCGAGCCAGACAACUGUGAUUGGGCACACCACCUGUAUGCUUGGCAUUUACCCAUUCCCACAGCAGGGAUGGAAGAGUUGGGGUUAUGUAGUUGAUUCCUUGGUCAAGUCUCUCCAUAGGAACGUGGUCACUAAGACGACUGCCCACCAUAAAAACUAGAUAUUGCUUAACUUGAAGGCCUGCUACCUUCUAGGGGAUCAGAAUCCACGAUCCUCAGUACCAUCUCGACACAGGGUGUGGUUGUUGGUCUAGCCUGCCUGUAGCAGUGACCUUGAUAGAGGGAGAUGUUGAUUUUGGUUUUCUCCCAUUUUUGCUAAGCUGUUCAUUGCUGGUAAGAGUGGAAUUUGGGCCUCCUUAGUGGUCAGGAUUCAUACUCACAUGUAAAGCUGUGCCAAAUAUCAAGGCCUCAGUGUAAAGGGAAGCCCCUUUCCCAGGCUUGUCUGAGUGCCUCCCCCUGCCUGGCAGUGGUCUAGGACCAACAUCAGGCACUCCUCCAUCCUGAUCUAGUGGCCAAGGGAGACCACAUUCUCCCACUGUUGAGGGCUGGCCUUGUGCUAGUUCCUAGGCACAGAGAAGGACUCUUUUGUCUUGACUGGAGUUGCCAGUACCAAGCCUACAAGACUUCUUGGCCACCUCCUCCUCAGACUCUCAUCCAAAAAGAAUCCCCUACCCAGAGUGACUCCACUUCUCAAGUCCCCGCUUUGCCACCAUCACAUUGUAUGAGCGAAGCCAGUCACUGUACCCCUCAGGCCUCAGGUGCCCUUUAGGGUAAGGCAUGGAGGACAUGCAUAGCAUUACCAGGAGCUGCCAGUGCAGGGGAGCCCAUCCUCCACCAACAGCAGAGAGGGGUUAAGUAUUAUUAGUAUCUAUUCUUAAAAUUAAGUGGGCUGGAAAAGAGCUGAGUUACAGGCGCCAGUGUCUUCAUGGAUACAAAAGCUGAAGCAGUCAGCCUGCCUUUGCAGGUACAGCUGCCUCCCCGCUAAGGCCUGGAGGCGGAAGAGGUAGGAGGGCAUAAGCAAGCUUUCAGGAGUGUUGAAGCAAGGUAUCUGCAGCAUAGCUUUGAGAGUCUCCAGAGCUCAUGCUGGGAGAGGCACCAGCACCUAGAGGUCUUAAAAGCCCUGCCAUUCACCAUGAUCUGUCUGCCCCUGCCCUUUUGGGUUCUCCAUGCAGUGCCCCCCUCUCCUGAUGUUAAGUUUCAGCAUGGGUGUCCUGGCUAGCUCAGCUGUAUUCUAAGAGCCAGAAGGAUGGCUCUGGCCGUACUGUACGGAAGCCAGGUCAAUUUGUGUGAAGCAAGCUGGGCUUCUGGUUUGCUUCAGCCUCUGUAGCCUCCAAGGACCAUCCUCUGGAGUCCUGUGCUUUCACUGGACUCUUCGGCUUUACCAAACACACCAAGCUUUGCCAUUUACAUGCCAUGUGGGCCUUGCCAAGGGUUAUUUCAGGGGUCUUCCUGGGAGUCUUAUUCUAAGACACCAUGUUUCUUUAGUCUUAGGGACAAGUCCCCAGGUGAUGAGCUCAUAGGACAGUCUUACCCGGGGCCCCUGUACUGGUGUCAAUAAAGCAUAUAUUCAAGA